Messenger RNA from Aureobasidium vineae, 3024 nucleotides. NCBI's taxonomy places the organism in Eukaryota, Fungi, Ascomycota, Dothideomycetes, Dothideales, Saccotheciaceae. The record is from the annotation of a GenBank genome assembly.
AUGCGCUUCACCAAACCUAUCUGGUUGACCCACGGAGACACGCAAACAGGAGCAGACAUGCUAAGACGGAUACUCUACANNGAUGGACAUGUGCGAAUCUGGUCGACGGACGCGAUCCGCAAUGGCGCCAACGCAGACUACACCAAGCCCAAACAGCUGGCGGCUAUGAGCUACCACUCGGGCACCAUCCACUCUGUGCGCUUCUCUGGCAAUGGCAAAUAUCUGGCCUCGGGCGCCGAUGACAAGAUUGUGUGCAUCUACAACCUCGACCCAAACCCUCCCGCCCAUACCACUUUCGGUAGCAACGAAACUCCUCCCGUCGAGAACUGGCGCAUCUUCCGCCGUCUGAUCGGUCACGACAAUGAUGUUCAGGACCUGGGCUGGUCGGCCGACUCCUCCAUCCUCGUCUCGGUAGGUCUAGAUUCCAAGGUUGUCGUGUGGUCUGGUCACACUUUCGAGAAGCUCAAGACGCUGUCGCAACACCAGAGUCACGUCAAGGGCAUUACUUUCGAUCCCGCGAACAAAUAUUUCGCUACCGCCAGCGACGACCGCACCAUACGCAUCUUCCGCUUCACUUCGCCGCCUCCCAAUGCCACUACCUACGAUCAAGUCAACAACUUCGUCCUCGAAGCCACCGUCUCGGUCCCAUUUACCACAUCCCCCNUGACCACGUACUUCCGCAGAUGUUCUUGGUCUCCGGACGGGGCUCACAUAGCUGCUGCUAAUGCCGUCAAUGGUCCCGUAAGCUCUGUCGCAAUAGUCACCCGUGGUAGCUGGGAGAGCGAAGUCAAUCUGAUAGGCCACGAGGGUCCUGUCGAAGUGUGCGCUUUCUCCCCACGCCUCUUCUGUCCUGAGCCACCUCCACCAGCUAGCGACAUCAGUGCCCAGGAAAACUUUGCUGCUGGUGCUGUGACCGUCGUUGCAUGUGCCGGCCAGGACAAGACACUCAGCGUCUGGAACACAAACUCUCCUCGGCCCUUCGUCGUUACACAGGAGCUUGCCGCCAAGCCCAUCUCGGAUCUUGCCUGGUCACCUGAUGGUGAGACUGUCUAUUUCACCAGUCUGGAUGGAACCAUUGCUUGCUGUGUAUUUUCUGCAGGAGAAUUGGGCUAUCCAGCACCAGUCGUGAACAACGACAAGGCCUUGGCACGCUUUGGUGCUGGUAGAAGGGUCGGCGUUGUUGAAGGCCCGGACGCCUUAAGACUCGAAGAGAAUAGCAAAGCCGGCGAGCUCAAGGGUGUUCAAGGCCGCAUGGGUGAGCUGAUGGGCGACGGCACUGUUGCUGUCCCCUCUUUGAACGGCUCCUCGGAUAAACUCGCUCCUCCCUCAACCAAUGGCGCAACCAAGGACGCUACAACAAACGGCAGCACCGAGACUGCUGAGCCCAAGGAAGCAAUGCCUCCGCCGAAUCCACAGGUCGCAAAGAUUGAUAAGCUCAAGCAGCGCGUAACCAUCACAAAAGACGGCAAGAAGCGCAUAGCCCCAUUGCUAGUUUCUUCGUCCUCCGGAAUUGGAGAAUCCUCGCUACCAAAGCCACAACUCAUGUCGAGUGUCUCCCAAGCCAGUCGUAAUGAUGCACCUCAGACAACACUGGACUUGUCGAAGCCCUUUGACGGUCUACCAAGAGGCGGUCUUGCUUCACUAUUACUUGGUAACAAGAGGAAGUUCGCCGAAAUCGAAGGAGAUGACGAUCAUCGUGCCGAGAAGCGCAUUGCGUCUAUCCAACAGACUGGAGCUACACCCGUGGUCAUUAACACUGCCGCUGGUCUUGUUCCGCCAAGUGCAGCUGGUAAAAGCACAACUGAGACUGCUGAACCUCUUAGGCCUGCAAUCGUCAAUCCCAGCUUGACUACCAGCCAGGUUAGACUAGCAGUGCCUCUGGUCAGAGCGACCAUAGUCAGGCCUCUCGAUACAAACAACAACCAGGAAAAUGAAGGACAGCAACUGGAUACAGGAGACGAGCCAUCAAUUGUGUUCGAAGCACGCAAUGCUUCUGGCCCUGCACGUACAGGUAGAGUCCAGGAUCGCGACCCUACCCGCCUCACAGUCUCUCGACGAGGUCAAUCAAUAUGGCAAGAUUAUCUACCACGAGCCGUCUUGCUUGUCACAGGAAACCAUAACUUCUGGGCUGCUGCUUGCGAGGAUGCGUCAGUCCAUAUAUGGACUCCAGCAGGUCGAAGGCUGCUCAACGCUCUCAUUCUCGAUGCACAACCUGUCAUCAUGGAUUGUCGGGGCUGGUGGCUUUUGUGCGUGAACGCGGUAGGCAUGUGCUACGUUUGGAAUAUCAAGACUAUGUCAUCGCCACACCCACCAGUGUCUCUCGCACCUGUGCUUGAUAUCGCUGCCACAGCUCAACAAGGUCACACUACCAACGGACCGGCCGUCAUGUUUGCACGACUCAACUCGCAAGGACGUAUCAUAGUAGGUUUGUCCAACGGAGAUGGUUACAGCUAUUCACAAGCCAUGUACAUCUGGCAACGUCUGUCGGAGCCUUGGUGGGCAGUCGGCAGUCAAUAUUGGAACACGGCCGACACAUCCAUCUCGACUGUGCAAUCUACUACCAAAGGCACCAACGGCACUUCUACUACUGAUGAUGACCUCAAACCAGAGAACUUGUCUGCUGGCAUCAUCCCUCUACUGGAACGUAAUACCACGACUCAAUCUCUGCUACGUGGUCGGGCUUAUUUCCUGCAAAGACUGGUCAAGACGCUGCUCGUUGCGGAAGGAUACGAAGGAUUCGAGAGCGCCGUGAGUGUUGCACAUCUCGAGAACCGUGUCGCAGCGGCCAUGACUUUGGGUGCACGCGAAGAAUUCCACCUGUAUCUUCUCAUGUACGCGAAGCGUAUCGGCGCAGAGGGUUCGAAGGCCAAGGUCGAAGAAUUGCUGCGGUCACUGAUGGGUAGCGUGUUUGAGGAUGAAGAGGAAAAGCCAGCUGAGGAAAAGGGUCAAGGCUGGAUGGCUGAGGAGGGAGACCUUGUUGGGUGGCCUCGAGAAGAGCUGCUCAAGGAAGUCGUUCUCAUCCUG